AUGUUUUCCACUUUAUGGAUUGGUCUAUUUGUGAUAAUAAUUAGCAGCUAUGGUUUCUCUGUCAUUUAUGGGCGGAAAAGACGACUUCCACCUCUCCCGCCAGGCCCCUGGCGGAAACCCAUCAUUGGUAAUUUGACGGAUCUGCCCAGACCAGACGAGCAAGACUGGCAGCAUUGGCUAAAGCAUAAAGACUCCUUUGGACCUAUUAGCUCCCUUGCCGUGCUUGGGAAGAAUAUCAUCAUUCUGAAUGAUGCUCAACUAGCUGUCCAACUCUUGGAAAAGAGAUCGGCUAUCCACUCUCUACGUCCUCAACAAACGUUCACUGACAUGUCCGGCUGGGACGAGAUCCUCGGAGCCCUCCGAAAGCCAGAGGAUGUUCGAAAGACACGCAGGAACCUUUACCAAGAAAUUGGAUCUAACAAGUCUAUCUUAUCUUUCAAUGACAUUCAGCAAGCCGAGGUCGCUCAUCUCUUAUUGAAAGUUCUGGAAGCCCCAGAAAAGCUUCAACAACAUAUUCGAAAGCGAGUAGAGAUAUUCCCUCAAAUCCCCAGAGAGGCUGGCGCAAUCAUAUUGAAAAUUGGCUACGGCUACACCAUUGAACCCCACGGUAACGAUCCCCUCGUGGACCUGGCCGAUAAAGCAAUGGAGGACUUUUCAUACGCAUUGCUCCCAGCAACGUGGGCAGUGGAUUUCUUCCCAAUGCUGAAACACUUGCCGACAUGGCUCCCCGGCACAGGAUUUAUUAAGACAGCACAGGCCUACAACAGACGCGUAAAAGCGUUCAGUGGUAUCCCAUUUGCAUUUGUUAGACAACAGAUGCAAAGUGGAUGCUUCACACAAUCGUUCCUGUCUAAUCUUCUUGCAAGCAAUCCUGUGGAGCCGGGGUCAGAAGAUGAGAAUAUCGUCAAAUGGUCUGCUGGAUCUUUAUAUGCUGGAGGAGCGGAUACAAAUAAAUCGACCGUGUCCUCCAUUGCGAGCUUCUUCCUGGCGAUGGCAUUAUUCCCUGAAGUGCAACUCAAGGCACAGUCGGAACUAGACACGGUGGUUGGAAGAACCAAGCUACCGGGAUUCGAGGAUCGUGAGAAUCUUCCCUACAUUAACGCCUUAGUCAAAGAGGUAUUACGAUGGCACCCGGUAGUUCCAAUGAAUGUUGCACACGCCUCGAGCCAGGAUGACAUUUGUGAGGGAUACUUGAUUCCCAAGGGAUCGUCUAUUCUUGCCAAUAUAUGGGCAUUUACACACGAUGAAAAUGUCUACCAUGAUCCCAUGGCCUUCAAACCGGAACGUUUUCUCGUCACGCCCGAGCAUCCGCAUCCGGAACGAGAUCCUCAUCUACUCGCAUUUGGCUUUGGUCGUCGAGCCUGUCCCGGCCGUACUUUGGCGGAUUCAAAUGUGUUCCUUUCCGUCGUGCAGUCUCUGGCGGUUUUUAAUAUCGGAAAGCCGGUGCGCAAUGGUGAAGUACAAGAUGUCCCUCUCAAAUUCCUACCAGGGGUUAUCAGCCACCCUGCUCCAUUUGAAUUAGCGAUACAUCCACGAAGUGAGAAGCAUCGAGAGCUUAUCCAGGCCCUGGAGAAGCAAUAUCCCUGGGGCAAGAGUGAUGCCGAGGCUCUUGGGAGUGUGGUGUUCUAA
Messenger RNA from Penicillium brasilianum, 1629 nucleotides. The record is from the annotation of a GenBank genome assembly. NCBI's taxonomy places the organism in Eukaryota, Fungi, Ascomycota, Eurotiomycetes, Eurotiales, Aspergillaceae.